Molecule: messenger RNA, 1092 nt
Organism: Bactrocera latifrons
Lineage: Eukaryota; Metazoa; Arthropoda; Insecta; Diptera; Tephritidae
Exons: 5
Coding region: 467-1072 (201 amino acids)
Source: RefSeq, a predicted model, not a curated record
CACGAGCAAACAAAAGAGUAAUCUCAAGAGAAUUUACAUUUCAGACCAUUGUUUACACUACACAGAUCAAUAAACAGUUCUAAAGUGAUAUUAAUUUUAAUUUAUAUAUAAACAUUACGAAAUAUAAACAGURCUACUAAGUUCGUAAAUAAUUUGUGAUAAACGAGAACAGGUGCGGUGAGCAGAAUCAGCAAUAAACCUUAUGCCAGCGUCGAAGGCAAAUAGACGCCUUGGUUACAGCAUUUAUAAUUUGUGAUAUAUAAACAAGUUUUCCAAUAUACUGAUGUAUAUAGUGUCUAAUUGUUGCAACUAAUUGUGUACUGUUGCAUUUUAUUGAAUGUUUUGAGCAUUCCAAAGACUAAGAAGUUAUUUAUAAACCUUCUGUUUGCAAACAAAAUGUAUAUGCAGAACACAUCAUGAAAACCAUACCACCUUUUAUUGAUAUGUUGAAUUAAGUGUGUAAAAUAUGGAUUUAAAUGAAAAAGUGGAACAACUUACCAAUGAAACAGCAGAACUGCGGAAUGAAGUUACACAACUCAAAGAAUCGUUGACAAAGCAAAAUCAAACCAUAAUUAGGCUCAUCAAAGAACAAUGUCAUCUUCUGAGAAAAUAUGAGGAGAAAAAGCAGGAUAGAAACUUUUGUACGCAGAAAGCGAAACAAUUUCUGAACAUAUUUCCGAUAAAUUCACAAGACGAUUUGGAAAAGGCUGAAGAAAGCAUAAAUGACGAAAAUAAAGGAGAAUGUAUUGCACUUGCCAGAGCACUAUUAAUGCCCGGAAGUUUUAAAAAGAAUUUGAAUAAGAUAUUGGGUUGUGAUGUCAUUCUGGACUACAACGUUGAUGGUAGACACAACAAAAAACGCAUACAAGAUUAUCCGAAAAUCUUGGAUGUGCUCUUUCAAGCCACAACAAGAGAGGGAUGGAAUUACAAGUACUUUCUGGACGACCUUAGGAAUGGUUUUAAGUGCGCCAAAAAUAAACAUUUCAAAUUUAAUUGGGCUCAACGUAGAAAAUAUUCUGAACAGCCAUCAAUUAAAAUCGAAGAAGUUUUAAUACCAUUUGAUAAUGAAUAAAAAGUGCUGCUUGAAUAAAA